CUGACAAAGAAAAACGAGUUGGUUGUGCAGACCCCCGUCGAUCCUGAUUUCUGGAUCCAGCAAGUAGAGAAUGGACAUAAAAGGAUGCAAAAAAGGAAGAAAACACAUGACAACUAAUGAAGAAAGAGAAAAUGACAAGGAAGAUGAACAGCAGCAACAGGAUCAUACAACAACAGCAGAAAGUGUAGUUAGUUUUGGUAUACUUGAACUGCCUAUACACUUAAUAUAUGACAUACUCUCAAGGAACUCUCCAAAGACCAUACUCUGUUGCAGAUGUGUUUGCAAAACAUUCCUCAAAAUCCUAACAGACCCUUAUUUUGCUGAAAUCUACCUUAUUAAAGCACCCAAUGUUGCUGCUAGCCUUAUCCUUCAAGACAGUUCCAUUCCCAAUGGAUUUGUAUUUGUCUACAUGCUUGAUCUUGAGGUGACGUCAUCCGCUGCCUCCUGCAGCACUCAUCACCAUCCUUCUCGUCCUUGCCAAGGAUUGACAGUGAAAAAUACCAAAUUUCAGUUCUACCAUGGUCAUGUGACUCUUGUGGGUUCAUGUAAUGGAUUGCUUUGUCUACGCCGUGAUUCAUGGUCAAAACCUCUUUACUACAUUUGCAAUCCAAUUCUUGGUGAACUUAUGGUCCUUCCCCAACAAUCUCCGUCAAAACCAGUUUAUCUUAAGCUUGAAAAUUCUGGGUUUGGUUUCUGUCCAAAGACUAAGCAGUACAAGGUCAUUCGUUUCAUGUGUUUGACAUCUUUUGAUAGUACAAUUUCAAAGAAAGCAGUCGCUGAGAUACAUACACUUGGCACAGAAUCCUGGAGAAGCAUUGGGGAUGCCCCAUGCCCCAGAAUGCGGGGGUCGUUUGACUCUUUACUAGAUGGUAUUCUUCACUGGAUUACUGAUAGUGUUACGGCUUUUAAUUUGAUUUGUUCCUUCGACUUAGAGACUGAGCAGUUUCGAUCUAUCGCUGCACCUACCCACUUUAAUGCAGAUUAUGUUAAUAAAAUUUCUUGUAUCAAUGUUGGGGUACUAGGUGGGUAUCUCUGUCUAUGCUAUGUACUUGGCGAUGCUCAAUUUGAUGUUUGGGUAAUGAAGGAUUAUGGUGUAAAGGAGUCCUGGACUAAAGAGUUUACCAUUGACAUCAAUUUCUAUUGCGGACUGCGAGUGAAGGACUUGCAUCAACCAAUUAAAUUUUUGAACAAUGGGGAUAUGUUGCUCAUAACUAAUUCCAACUCUCUAGUUUCUUAUAGUCCUCGGAAAAGAACCUUCAGAGAAUUUAAGGCUUUGGGGGAUCCAAAUCUUCAAGCUGUUGCUCAUAUUCCAAGCUUUAUUUCCCUCAAGGAUCUUGCGAGAGGGAAAAAUGUGAAAAAAGUGAAACGGAAAAGCAAGGAAAGAUUUGUUUGGACGAGGGAAUUUCGUUUAUUAGAGUGUGCUCCAUAAAAAUUAUUCUCUCAAGUAGCUUGCUUCAGAGUCACUUCUAUGCAUUAGAAACAAAUGUGCAUAUUUAGAUUAUUUGUUAAUAAAAAGUACGAAUAUUGGUUGUAAUUAGACAGAUGAUACAUUUUCUGUUUCUCUUCUAUUGAACAUAUGUUAUUAAAGCUUGUGCCAGAGCAGGCUUUAACCUCAUAUAUGCAGUUUUUUGUUGGAUCAA
Messenger RNA from Camellia sinensis, 1640 nucleotides. RefSeq names its product F-box protein At3g07870. Lineage: Eukaryota; Viridiplantae; Streptophyta; Magnoliopsida; Ericales; Theaceae. Gene Ontology annotation, molecular function: protein binding. The record is from RefSeq and is a predicted model, not a curated record.